Messenger RNA from Lathyrus oleraceus (garden pea), 786 nucleotides. RefSeq lists its product as uncharacterized. The transcript has 2 exons. Bases 1 to 786 code for a protein of 261 amino acids. Lineage: Eukaryota; Viridiplantae; Streptophyta; Magnoliopsida; Fabales; Fabaceae. The record is from RefSeq and is a predicted model, not a curated record.
AUGAUAUCCGAUCUCACUGAUGCAUAUGUUGGGUUUGUCACCUAUAUACAACAACACGACCAUCUCCCCACCUUUGCCACAGCACGAUCACGGUUGGAACUCGAGGAAUCAACCAUGUUGCAGCGUGCCGCUCGCGAAUCACACGCCUCCUCUGUUUCGGCCGCUCUCAUGGCCAAAGCUCCGGCCACCGAACCUACACCCAAACCGUCAUCAUAUGCUUCAAACUCCCAACUAUCUCCAUCGACAUAUCGCGGUCAUAGAGGAAAGAAACCGAAUCGUGGCGGUCGAAAUUCUGGAAGAGGAAAUCGUGGGCAGCAACAACAACAACAGUGGCAGCCAUGGAAUUACCCACCUUGGCAACAAUGGGGUCCUUGGAAUUACCCACAUUGCCCUUACCCAACCUCAUAUUUGAAUAGACCAAAUAAUGGUCCUAAGCCCCAACAAAAUGGAAUUCUUGGGCCCAAACCUCAGCCGGCUGCUUUCAAUGUUAAUACUACCAGCCCUACUGACAUUGAAAGUGCUUUUAGCACCCUCAAUCUUGCUCAGCCAGACCCCUCUUGGUACAUGGACACCGGAGCCACCUCUCACAUGACAUCUGAUCGGAAAAAUAGCAAGUAUGCAGAUUGGGGUGAAUGUCCUGACACUAGAAGUUCCACUUCCGGCUACUGCGUGUAUCUUGGAGACAAUCUACUUUCUUGGUCGUCUAAACGACAACCCACACUCUCACGCUCUAGUGCUGAAGCAGAAUACCGUGGAGUUGCCAAUAUGGUAUUUGAAUCAUGCUAG